AUUAGCACACGAAACUUGCUUCUCUCUCUCUCUGUCUCUGUUUCUUUCUUGGUGGGCUUGAAAAGCACGUAAACUGAAGCCGACCGUUAAGCCUUUAAGCCAUCGUGUUUAUCUCAGAUUCCUCAAACCUGUCUCUUAUAUAUGUUCUCCCAGAUGUCAGAUAUGACCUCUAAUGAGCCACCACAACACCACAUACUCGUCGGAAUCUGACCCACAACUCCAAUUUCCCCCACCAAAAUGACUCAAACUCUGCUCGCCGGAGAAGACAGAGUCGUGGAAGUUUCCGGCUGCCGGACGGUGGUGGUGGGUGUGAAGUUGGACUCUCACAGCAGAGAGUUGCUGACUUGGGCUUUGGUUAAGGUUGCGCAGCCUGGUGAUUGUGUGAUUGCUCUUCAUGUUCUGAAUAAUAAUGAAAUUGUUGAUCGAGAUGGGAAGUCUUCUCUUCUCUCGCUUAUUAAAGCAUUUGACUCUGUUCUUACUGUGUACGAAGGUUUCUGCAACUUGAAACAGGUGGACCUCAAGCUUAAGGUCUGCAGAGGUUCAUCCAUUCGAAAAGUUCUUGUUCGGGAAGCGAAGUUUUACUUUGCCAAUGAGGUUAUAGUCGGUACUGCUCAAAAUCACCAUACAAUCUGUUCCUCGGCCUCUGUUGCCAAGUACUGCGCCAAAAAUUUACCAAAGGAUUGCUCAAUACUCGCGGUUGAUAAUGGGAAGAUUGUGUUUCAAAGAAAAGCCUCUCCUCCAAUGACUAAUGGCCGUGCAAAAGGAAUCGAUGAUCAAGGAAGACAUCAUUUACUUGGUGCAAUUCAAAGCUCGGCAAGUAAGAAUUCCAAAUUACUACAUGGUGCAAAUGUGGAUGAGAACUCAACAGCGACAAGUGAUCAGAUUACUUGUGAAAGUUUAGAGUCCGCGUUAGUAAAGGCAAGAUGGGAUUGUGCAGAGAGAGCCUUGAAAAAGAAGUGUUCCAUUUGUUCCCCAAAUUCUGUUUCGCCGGAAAAUUCUUGUUUCGAAUCACCAGAGAGCUCUGCCGGUGAUAGCGAUGAAGACAACUCGAAAGCUAUAGUGCCAGUAAAGAAGGUAGAGGCUCCAUUGAGCCCAAUUUCUUCGUUGAUAAGAGAAUUGCCUGAAGUGAAACCCGGUUGGCCACUUCUUCAUCGAGCUAUUUUCUCAGAUCGGCAAGUUUCUGACAGAUCAUCAGUGAAGCGGAUCUCUGCGGUACAAUGGGCAUUGCAAUUGCCCAGCAGACAUUGUUUGCAUAGUGCGGAUUCAAAUCAAACUACUUGCAAUGAAAACAAAGAGCAAUCGUCUGAAUUUGAUGAGGAAAGUGGCUCAAUUGUUUCUGUUGGUGCAGAGACUGUAUCUUCCCCAUCUUCUCCAAGCUCUAGUUCAAGAAGUCUACCAGAAGAAUUGAAAGGACUUCAUGAGAAGCACUCGGAAAGUUGCAGAUUGUUCAAAUACCAGGAACUUCUUCAGGCGACAUCAAAUUUCAUUCCGGAGAACUUGAUUGGAAAAGGAGGUAGCAGUAGGGUUUAUAGAGGUUGCCUUCCUGACGGCAAAGAACUUGCUGUGAAAAUCUUGAAGCAGUCUGAAGAUUUAUUAAAAGAGUUUGUAUUGGAAAUUGAGAUUAUUACUGCCUUACAUCACAAGAACAUUAUCUCCCUUUUUGGGUUUUGUUUUGAGGAUUGCAAUCUUCUCAUGGUCUAUGAUUUCCUAUCACGAGGAAGCCUAGAAGAGAACCUUCAUGGUAAUAAGAAGAACCUUCGAGCCUUUGGGUGGAGUGAGAGAUUUAAGGUGGCUGUCGGUGUAGCUGAGGCACUGGAAUAUCUGCACAAUGUAAGUGCUAAACCUGUGAUCCACAGGGAUGUGAAAUCAUCGAAUAUACUACUUUCUGAUGAUUUUGAGCCACAGCUGUCUGAUUUUGGACUAGCAAAGUGGGCAUCAACGUCUUCAUCACAUAUAACAUGCACUGAUGUUGCAGGGACAUUUGGUUACUUGGCUCCUGAAUAUUUCAUGUUUGGCAAAGUUAAUGAGAAGAUCGAUGUCUAUGCAUUUGGGGUUGUACUCCUUGAGCUUCUUUCAGGUAGAAAACCUAUAAGUAAUGAUCAUCCGAAGGGCCAAGAGAGCCUGGUUAUGUGGGCAAAAUUGAUUCUAAAAGGUGGAAAGGUUUCCCAACUAUUAGACCCAAGCAUGGGAAACAAAUAUGAUCACAAUCAGAUGGAGAGGAUGGUUUUAGCCGCUACUCUCUGUAUCAGACGUGCACCACGAGCUCGACCCCAAAUGAGCAUUGUCUCAAAGCUCCUCCAGGGUGAUUCUGAGGUAAUUAAGUGGGCAAGGCUACAAGUUCAUGCUUCGGAAGGGACUGACAUGCUUGAUGGCGAGGCUCUUCCACGUUUGAAUCUCCAGUCCCAUCUUAACGUCGCGUUGCUUGAUGUGGAGGAAGAUUCUCUCUCCUUGAGCAGCAUUGAGCAAAGUGUCUCAUUGAAGGACUACUUGCAAGGAAGGUGGAGCCGUUCUGCAAGCUUUGACUAACCAUAAAAACGUGUUUUUUGUUUGUGUUUUUUUUGUUUUUUUAAAAACCCUUUUUUCGGGUUGCAUUACUGCGGGUCGCGGAUGAGAGGCUGUUUGCAGAUGUGCCCUCCUCCUUCCCUCAAUUUGUCGUAAGUUAGUCUCCGGCUGAUUCACUAGUUUUGUUUUCUAGGAAAAUUGUAUCAGUUUCUGAUUCUCAAUCUGAACUGAUAGAGCUGAGUUUGAUGUUUGUAGUCUUGGAAUGGUGUGCUUUGUUUAAGGGUGUACAAAUAACUGUUGCUACAUUCACAAAUCAAGAAGGCUAAUAAAAAGCAAUUCUGUCUUCGAUGCU
Messenger RNA from Camellia sinensis, 2854 nucleotides. RefSeq names its product protein kinase STUNTED. NCBI's taxonomy places the organism in Eukaryota, Viridiplantae, Streptophyta, Magnoliopsida, Ericales, Theaceae. Gene Ontology annotation, biological process: protein phosphorylation. Gene Ontology annotation, molecular function: ATP binding; protein kinase activity. The record is from RefSeq and is a predicted model, not a curated record.